Molecule: messenger RNA, 2920 nt
Organism: Kogia breviceps (pygmy sperm whale)
Lineage: Eukaryota; Metazoa; Chordata; Mammalia; Artiodactyla; Physeteridae
Gene: ZNF322
Product: zinc finger protein 322
Biological process (GO): regulation of transcription by RNA polymerase II
Molecular function (GO): RNA polymerase II cis-regulatory region sequence-specific DNA binding; DNA-binding transcription factor activity, RNA polymerase II-specific
Source: RefSeq, a predicted model, not a curated record
CUUCCCAGCCGGGCUGAAAGGGCUCGGGUAGCCGGCCUUGUCUGCCCUUAAAGAGCCCCCUGGACGGCCUGGCCCCAACUGCCCUCGCCGAGCCACGCAAAGGGGGCUACUUCUGGUUCUCGUCGGCCUCCCAGGUUGGCUUUCCUUCUUUUUCCGAAGGUGGGCCCUUAGGUUUACCGCCCGGAGCCUGCGGCCGCCGGGAAACCCAAACCCGAGUGUCCGGAGAGUAACCGGAAGUGCCGUCCCAAGCGGAGGGGUGGCGCCGGCUGCUGCGGUGAACUGUUUGGGAAGGAACUGAUGGCUACCAGUGGCAGGUGCUUCUUGCAGGAGAAAACAGAAUGUAAGGAAAGGUGGGAAGAGGAGAGGGAAGAAUUGAGUGUUGUGAAUAGUUAUGGACUAGAGACCUUUUGGAGCCAAAAGGAAGAUAGUCUUGAGUCUUUGUUGUUAUGGGUUGGAAAUACCAAGUAAAAAGUUAGUAUAUAUGAUGCUGGAAACUUGCAGAGAGGAGCUGCUCAUGACUGAAAGGCCUAAAACAGAUGUAUCUUUCAAGUUCUCAUUGAGAAAAUGACUGUGAAGAAAAUGAUGGGUCAGGAAGACCAGUGGAAAACUCCCUAGGAGAGAGCCAUAGAAAAUGUACACUUCAGAAGAGAGGUAUAAUCAGAGAACUCAAAAAAGGAAAAUAUAUCAUGUAUGCCCUCAGAAGGGUAAAAAGAUUUUUAUUCAUGUGCAUGAGAUUACUCAAAUAGAUGAUCAAAUAUACCAGUGCCUUGAACGUGAGCAAAACUUCUGUGAAAACUUAACUCUUAUUAUGUGUGAGAGAACCCAUACUGGGGAGAAACCUUAUAGAUGUGAUAUGUGUGAGAAAACCUUCAUCCAAAGCUCAGAUCUUAUUUCACACCAGAGGAUCCACAAUUAUGAGAAACCUUAUAAAUGUAGCAAAUGUGAGAAGAGCUUUUGGCACCACUUAGCCCUUUCAGGACACCAGAGAACACAUGCAGGUAAAAAAUUCUAUACAUGUGAUAUUUGUGGCAAGAAUUUUGGUCAGAGCUCUGAUCUGCUUGUCCACCAGCGAAGCCAUACAGGCGAGAAACCAUAUCUAUGUAGUGAGUGUGACAAAUGCUUCAGCCGAAGUACAAACCUCAUAAGACACCGAAGAACUCACACAGGUGAGAAACCAUUUAAGUGUCUGGAGUGUGAAAAAGCUUUUAGUGGGAAAUCAGAUCUUAUUAGCCACCAGAGAACUCAUACUGGUGAAAGGCCCUACAAAUGUAAUAAGUGUGAGAAAAGUUACCGACACCGUUCAGCCUUCAUUGUUCAUAAAAGAGUUCAUACUGGAGAGAAGCCCUAUAAGUGUGGUGCCUGUGAGAAAUGCUUUGGCCAGAAAUCAGACCUUAUUGUACACCAGAGAGUCCACACAGGUGAGAAGCCGUAUAAAUGCUUAGAAUGUAUGCGAAGUUUUACUCGGAGCGCCAACCUAAUCAGGCACCAGGCAACUCACACUCACACUUUUAAAUGCCUGGAAUAUGAGAAAAGUUUCAACUGUAGUUCAGACCUAAUUGUGCAUCAAAGAAUUCACAUGGAAGAGAAACCACAUCAGUGGUCUACAUGUGAGAGUGGCUUCCUCCUGGGCAUGGACUUUGUUGCCCAACAGAAAAUGAGAACUCAGACAGAGGAGCUGCAUUAUAAAUACGGUGUCUGUGAUAAAAGCUUUCAUCAGAGCUCAGCACUUCUUCAACAUCAGACAAUCCACAUCGGUGAAAAACCAUAUAUCUGUGAUGUGGGUGAAAAAGGUCUUGAGCUUAGCCCUCCCCAUGCAUCAGAAGCCUCACAAAUGUCUUGACCAGACAAGAAGUUAUAAUGCCAUGAAAAAUGUAUUUACAAUGUAAGAGAACUCCUUAAGAUGAAGAACUCUAAGCAAAUCUCAGACUUUCCUCAGAGCUCAGAUUUCACUGGGGACCAGAGAAUCUGCAAUUGUAGGAAUUUGAGAAAUGGUUUGCCCAGAGAGCUGUCCUUACAGAAGCUUAUCAGCCACUCCAAUGAGAAACCUUACAAAUGCUCUGAGUUUGGGAAAACCUUUAGUUCAAGCUUGUAUCUGAUCUCCCACAAGAGGAUUCAUACAGGUGGGAAACCUUACAAAUUUGGUGAAUGUGAGAAAGCUUUCUAGCAAUGGUCACCUCUUCUCAUUCCAAGAGAAUUCACAUUGGUGGACAGCAUUUUUAAUACCCUGUGUCAACAGUACUUCAGAGAGUGUGCACAUUUCAUUGGACGUCAGAACGCCCCACUGGGGAGAGACCCCCACAAGUGUGAAGAAAGCUUCCAACAGAACUAUGACUUUCUUACCUAUCAGAGAAGCCAUACAGGUGAAAAUUUCUAUAUUUGCCUUGAAGGUGGCAAAAGCAUUAGGUGGAGAGCCUUCUUGGGUUUGCACCCCAAAAAAAAAAAAAUCUGAGGAAAGACCUUAUGAAUUCUCUGAAUGAGAAAAGCUUCUGUCGGUGAUUGGUUUUUGUGGUAUACUGGGGAACUCACAUAAGUGAAAAACCCUAUAAAUAACCUUGAGUCUAAAAAAAAGCCUUGCAGGAAAUCCCUACCUUAUUGCGCCCCAAAGAACCUACUCUGCAGAUAAUUUUGUUCUAGUAAGAGAUCUAACUGUGGACUGUGUACAUUUAAUAGGUAUGAGAAGAACUGUUCUCAUAGUUAGUUGACUCAUAUAGUAGAGAUGACUUUUAAUGAGUCAAUAUGUAAACUGUUAUUUUUAGAUACCCAGAAACUUUUUCUGGGAGGAGCUAGAGCAGGUCAGAGUAGGCCUGAUGGGAAACUCAGGUAAAGAUGCUUUUCUUUUAUCUGAACCACUUAAUGAUUGCUUUACUUUCAGUUUUUAAAAUUUGGAACUCCAAUAAAGGAAAGGACUGUAACCUUGAGA